AUGAAUGAACAGAACCUUAACCUAGCUGCUUUCAACACUGAUAGAUUACUUAAAACAUAAGCUGCUUUAAAUCAAGACAUUAUGCCAUAGCAACAUGCUUUUUAUUAGACAAAUCAACCUCCCACUGGUUUUCUUGAACGCUAAACUCAAAAACAGCGUAGGAGUGAUACAAGUUUGAAGCUACUUCACAAAUCUGGGAGAUAUGAUACUAAGUAUCUCCAAAUGGAGGAUCAACUAAAGAAGCUUUCCUUACUCAAGAGCCAUGAUAGAUAAAAUCUGAUACAAAGCGCCCGAAAUCAAAGGUUAGAAUCUAAUUAAGAGGGGAGAGAUACAGGUGAUAAAUAGUAAUAAGACGAUCACUCCAGAAAACAUGAAGAUGAUGCUGAUAUCGAUGUCAAAGGAUAGGCCUUGCAAAAAAGGGUUAAUCAUAAGUAUCUCACAUUUUCAGGAUAAAACUUUGCAACAUUUUAAGAUAGAAUGCCAUCACCAAUUCAAAAAGUUAGAGAUAUCCCUUAUAAAGCUUAGCCAGUAAUGUUAACUGAAAGAUUUAGCAAAUCUAAGUAUUCAUAGCCAAUUUAUAUCAUAAAAACCAGUCCAGAUUCCAAGAAAAAUCAGAUAUUUUAUGAAAAUAAAAACCUCUUUUUCUCACACUUAAGACCCAAAUCUAAAUCCAAUUCCAGAAAUGGUUCUCCUUUGAAGAGAAUUGUUGUUAAUCCAAAUAAUGUUCCAAUACAACAACCAACAAUGCUUGAGUUAUCUAAGGAAAAGUUGAAUGCAAGGAUUCAUACCUAAAUUAUGAGGUCACUUUUAAGGCAGUAGCUUAUGAUGAGUGACUAUUUAAAGAAGACCAAUUUGCAGCAAAAAAGAGAGGAGAUGGGUCGGCUGACUGAAGCAUUGAACAUUAAGAAAUAUUCAUUUAAUGAGUUUAGAGUGAUUUAGAAUAACAUUAAUUAAUAAUAAUGA
Molecule: messenger RNA, 963 nt
Organism: Stylonychia lemnae
Lineage: Eukaryota; Ciliophora; Spirotrichea; Sporadotrichida; Oxytrichidae
Source: the annotation of a GenBank genome assembly